This is a messenger RNA of Oncorhynchus keta (chum salmon), 3304 nucleotides long. Its product is annotated as monocarboxylate transporter 8-like. Gene Ontology annotation, molecular function: thyroid hormone transmembrane transporter activity; monocarboxylic acid transmembrane transporter activity. The transcript has 8 exons. The record is from RefSeq and is a predicted model, not a curated record. Lineage: Eukaryota; Metazoa; Chordata; Actinopteri; Salmoniformes; Salmonidae. Gene Ontology annotation, biological process: transmembrane transport. The coding region runs from base 3 to 1760 and encodes 585 amino acids.
CGAUGCAGCCAGAACACAACAGUAACCCCUAUACUAGACAGGAUGAGGGGAGGAUCAAUGGGAUAGGAGACAAUCAGACCAAGGAGGAAGCAUUGAGUGGCGAGCCGCCGACCGAACACUGUGAUGAGGCUACUGCAGACUCUGAAAUGGCGCACAACGGUGGUUCUCCCCAAGACCAGGAGAAUCAGCACGCACAGGAGGACCAGGGACAGGACCUGGGAGAUGGCGAAUGCAAGAUCCCACAUGAGGACAGCACUAUCCAGCUAAUAGAGGCUGGAUGUCUCGAUAGUAAACCCGGUGUGUCUUCGAAUUCCCAGUCUCAGUCCUCGGCACCAGGGCAGAGCCCCGGGUUCGUCCCACCCGAGGGCGGGUUCGGCUGGUUAGUUGUUUUCGCUGCUACCUGGUGUAAUGGAUCCAUUUUCGGGAUACAGAACUCCUUCGGUAUCCUCCACAUGAUGCUGGUGGAAGACCACGCAGACCCCAAUGACAAAACGUCGCAGUUUAAAGUAGCCUGGGUGGGGGCCCUGGCGAUGGGCAUGAUCUUCUUCUGUUCCCCGGUGGUCUCCAUGUUCACCGAUCACUUCGGAUGCAGGAAGACAGCUGUGGGCGGGGCCACCGUGGCCUUCAUCGGACUCCUCAGCACCGCCUUCGCAAAGUCCCUCAGCCUACGGUAUUUCACCUAUGGGAUCCUGUUUGGCUGUGGCUCUUCCUUUGCCUUCCAGCCCUCCCUGGUGAUCCUGGGCCACUACUUCCGGCAGCGGCUGGGCCUGGCUAACGGCGUGGUGACGGCGGGCAGCAGCCUGUUCUCCAUGGGCCUCCCGGUGUUGCUCACCAAGGUGGUGGAGCCGCUGGGUCUCAGCAGAACCUUCCAGAUCCUCAGCCUCUUCAUGCUGAUCCAGGCCCUGCUGGCCCUGACCUUCAGACCCCUGCUGCCCCAGAGAGUUCCAAUGGGACCACCAGAACCAGGGGGCCCCGCUGGGUCCACAACCCAGCCAGGAGCCCCUGCCCGGGGAAGCCGCUGGAGCAGGGCCCAGACCCAGGUCCGGAAGGCCUUUAACGUGAAGGUGUUCCACAUCGUCACCUACCGGGUGUGGGCGUUCGGGGUGUCUACAGCUGUGCUGGGUUACUUUGUGCCUUACAUCCACUUGAUGAGCUUCGUGAAGGAGCAGUUCAAGGAGCCCCAGAAGGAGUGGAUCCUGUUGGUGUGUAUAGGAGCCUCAUCUGGCGUGGGACGCCUCCUCUUCGGGAAAGUAGGAGACCUCAUUCCCGGAGCCAAGAAGAUCUGGAUGCAGUCGGUGUCGUUCAUGGUGCUGGGGCUGAUGUCCAUGAUGAUCCCCCAGUGCACGGUGUUUGAGGGGCUGAUUGUAGUGUGUGUGUUCCUAGGGCUGUGUGAUGGCUGCUUCAUCACCAUCAUGGCUCCUAUAGCCUUUGAGCUGGUGGGCCCCAUGCAGGCCUCCCAGGCUAUAGGAUACCUACUGGGACUCAUGGCCCUGCCCAUGACCGCAGGACCCCCCAUCGCUGGACUCCUGCAUGACUACUGUGGUGAUUACAACGUGGCCUUCUACCUGGCAGGGGGUCCUCCCAUCGUGGGGGGCAUUGUGCUGUUCUUUGUGCCCCUGAUACACCGGCGGCAGCAGAGAGCCUUUGCGGGUCAGGAUGAGGGGCCGGAUGACCCCAGCAGGGAUCAUAUGCUGCCCCCGGCGGCCUGCUCUAACGGAAACAUGAUGCCUGGGUACACUGACGUGGAGACACACAUCUGAGUAGCACUACACAAAGGGAUUCUAUUCACCAGCACCUGAGAUCUGUCCGUCCCUGCACCUCCUCCCUUCCCCCGGCCCCUGAACCCCUUCCCCCGGCCCCUGAACCCCUUCCCCGGCCUCUGAACCCCGGCCCCUGAACCCCUUCCCCCGGCCCCUGAACCCCGGCCCCUGACCACGGACUACCUGAUGAUGUACCUCUCAACCUCUGCCACAGUUUCUAUAGAGAGCCCUCUCCUCUCUGAAUGCCAUUCGUUCCUUAUAGUGAUCCCUAUGGCCUAAGGAAAGAGGGUUUUUUCCCCCCUCUCAAAUAAAGGAGGAACAUGUCACUGAUCAUCCUACUUGAACGAAGAGAGAGACGAUUGGCAUUAUCAUAGGACCUGGGCGUCACACAAUCCAAAACAGUGCACUCGUUCCCUGUGUCUUUCAGCUCAUUUAAAAUGGUUUUAGACUUCAAAAUGUGAAUUAACACAAUAAGUGUGUACCAUAUAGAGCUGGCCGCCUGAAAACAAAUAUUUUUUAAAUUCUGUUUUGUCUGGAAUCAGAGUAUGUAAAUGUUUUAAUAUGCUUCAGUAUGUUCAGAUUAUUCAGAAAGAUACAUGUUAUUAGAGUAAUUGAAUGGAGUACUUUGUACUUCUCUGUCUAGACCACAAGCAUCUCACACUUUAUUUCAUGUUAUGUUCUUUCUGUCUGUAGGUGUUUCAUUAUAUAAACCGGUUAAAAGUUUUAGAACACCUUCUCAUUAUUCUUUAUUUUUUAUUAUUUUCUACAUUGUAGAAUGAUAGUGAAGACAUCAAAACAAUGAAAUAACACAUAUGGAAUCAUGUCGUAAAGCUGUCAUCAAGGCAAAGGGUGGCUAUUUGAAGAAUCUCAAAUAUAAAAUACAGAAGUUUACAUACACCGUAGCCAAAUACAUUUCAAUUAAGUUUUUCACAGUUCCUAACAUUUAAUCCAAAUAAAAAUUCCCUGUUUUAGGUCAGUUAGGAUCACUACUUUAUUUUAAGAUUGUGAAAUGUCAGAAUAAUAGUAGAGAGAAUGAUUUAUUUCAGCUUGAAGGUAGGCCUUGAAAUACAUCCACAGGUACACCUCCAAUUGACACCUCCAAUUGUCAGCUUAGUGUAUGUAAACUUCUGUCCCACUGGAAUUGUGAUACAGUGAGUUAUAAGUGAAAUAAUCCGUCUGUAAACAAUUGUUGGAAAAAUGUGUCAUGCACAAAGUAGAUGUCCUAACCGACUUACCAAAGCUAUAGUUUGUUAUCAAGAAAUGUGUGGUGUGGUUGAAAAAUGACUCCAACCUACAGUGGGGCAAAAAAGUAUUUAGUCAGCCACCAAUGUGUACGUAAACAUCCGACUUCAACUGUAUAUUUUGAUGAACACUUUUUUUUUUUUCAUAUUCCAUGUGUUAUUUCAUAGUUUCUUCACUAUUAUUCUACAAUGUAUAAAAUAGUCAAAAUAAAGAAAAACCCUUGAAUGAGUAGGUGUUUGAAAACUUUUGACCGGUAGUGUAGAUCUAGGGCAUAAUAUAGGACAUUUGAAAUACUUAUUGCA